This is a messenger RNA of Dunckerocampus dactyliophorus (ringed pipefish), 3485 nucleotides long. RefSeq names its product polypeptide N-acetylgalactosaminyltransferase 10-like. Gene Ontology annotation, cellular component: Golgi apparatus. The coding region runs from base 789 to 2606 and encodes 605 amino acids. The transcript is spliced from 14 exons. The record is from RefSeq and is a predicted model, not a curated record. Lineage: Eukaryota; Metazoa; Chordata; Actinopteri; Syngnathiformes; Syngnathidae.
GCGACCUUAAUGAGGAAAAGCGGCAUAGAAAAUGGAUGGAUGGAUAGUUACAUUAUGCCUUUUUGCUCUAUUUUUCCACUUUUGUGGGGUUUUUGUUUAUUUCGGCAGUGUACCACGUUCCACAGAUGGCCACACUUUGGACACCCAUGUGUGUUUUGCCAGGAAGGCGAGCGUGUCCGAGCAAUGAAAAUAAAAUGACCUCAACAUGAAUUUGCUGUAAAGUAUUAUUUAUUACGGUCUAAUGUAUUUCUAUAUAACAACGGCCAUUUUUUAAUUGAAUUUUAAAUCAAUGAAUUAAAUAUAUGAGCCUCUGACAGCAGCUACAUAAAAUAUACUCUAUACUUGAUUAUUACUCAUGCGAAAUACGAAAUAUUACAUCCAUAAAUGCAAAUGGUGAAAGAGAACACGUUGAAUGCAAGAAUUCAUGACUGAAAUGGAUGGACACUUUCAUCUGCUCAGUAGUUAUGUAUGUAAAAAAAAAAAAAAAAAUCUGAAAUUGUAAUUUAUGAUAAAUAUGUAAACAAUACUCAAUGACAUGAAAAAAAAACGUUUAGAGAAUGUACGGUUUUUAUUUAAAACGCCCGUUUCCGUGUCGCUAAACCCAACAGGAAGCGCGUGCUCUUGUUGUGAAAGACGCGACCGGAAGUGUCGUGUGUUUCUCAUUACGGUACUUUGAAAGCUCUCCAGUCUGUCUUCGGCAGUCAGAGUGAAAGUUGUCCGCCAAGGUGGAGGAGUGGGAGCAGCGACAGUAAACGCGGCUUCUUAUUACUGCUUUUUCUCCGGGAGCGAUGAGGCGUAAGGAGAAAAGGCUCUUGCAGUUCGCCGGGGUGCUCAUCGCGGCUCUGCUCUUCCUGCCUAACGUGGGGUUGUGGUCUUUGUACCGGUACCGAGUCUUCGACAGCACGCCGGCCACGGUGGACGGACCGGGGGGAAUGCAGCAGAUACAGGGGCUGAAUCAGAUGAGGAAGGUCACUCAGGUGGGGCAAGAUGGCGUUCGAAGGACGGACUGGCACGACUAUGACGCCAUAAGGAAGGACGCAGCCCGUGUCGGUAACGGCGAACAGGGUAAACCGUUUCCGAUAUCCGACGCCCACCGGGUGGACCUGGCCUACAGGGAGAACGGCUUCAACAUCUACGUUAGUGACCGCAUCUCGCUCAACCGAUCUCUGCCGGACAUCCGCCACGCAAAUUGUAAACAGAAGCUGUAUGCUGAAAAGCUGCCCAACACCAGCAUCAUCAUCCCAUUCCAUAACGAGGGCUGGUCGUCUCUGCUGAGGACGGUCCACAGCGUCCUCAACCGCUCGCCUCCGCAGCUCAUUGCCGAAGUCAUCCUGGUAGACGACUUCAGCGACAAAGAGCACCUCAAAGCGGCCCUGGAGGAGUACAUGGGCCAUAUGCCCAAAGUUCGCAUCCUGAGGACCAAGAAGAGGGAGGGUCUGAUCAGGACUCGGCUGCUGGGGGCCGCCGCCGCCAAAGGGGAGGUCAUUACCUUUCUGGACUCGCACUGUGAGGCCAACGUCAACUGGCUGCCUCCGCUACUCGACCGAAUCUCCCAGAACAGGAAGACGGUGGUGUGCCCGAUGAUCGACGUGAUCGACCACGACAACUUUGGCUACGACACGCAAGCGGGCGACGCCAUGCGCGGGGCCUUCGACUGGGAAAUGUACUACAAGCGCAUUCCCAUACCCACCGAGCUGCAACGGGACGACCCCAGCGAGCCCUUCGAGUCUCCAGUGAUGGCGGGAGGGCUGUUUGCAGUAGAUAGGAAGUGGUUCUGGGAGCUGGGAGGAUAUGACACGGGUCUCGAAAUCUGGGGAGGAGAGCAGUACGAGAUCUCCUUUAAGUUGUGGAUGUGUGGGGGUCGGAUGGAGGACAUCCCGUGCUCCAGGGUGGGACACAUCUACAGGAAGUAUGUCCCUUACAAGGUCCCCGGGGGGAUCAGUUUGGCAAAGAACCUGAAGCGUGUGGCCGAGGUGUGGAUGGACGAGUACGCCGAAUACGUGUACCAGCGCCGGCCAGAGUACCGCCACCUGUCGGCGGGCGACAUGAUGGCACAGAAGGAGCUGAGGAGCCGCCUCAACUGCAAGAGCUUCAAGUGGUUCAUGGCCGAGGUGGCCUGGGAUCUGCCCAAGCACUACCCGCCUGUGGAGCCACCGGCUGCCGCCUGGGGAGAGAUCCGGAAUGUGGGCAGCGGUAUGUGCAUGGAGGUGAAACACUUUGUAUCGGGCAGCCCCGUCCGCUUGGAGAGCUGUGCGAAAAGCCGCGGGGAGGUGGCCUGGAGUCAUGGGCAGGUGUUAACGUUCGGCUGGCGGGAGGACAUCCGUGUGGGCGACCCCAUGCACACCAGGAAGGUUUGCUUUGACGCCAUCUCGCACAACAGCCUUGUCACCUUGUACGACUGUCACGGCAUGAAAGGCAACCAGCUGUGGCGCUACCGGAAGGAUAAGAGUCUGUACCACCCGGUGAGCAACAGCUGCAUCGACAGCAGCCCGAGUGAGCGACGCGUCUUCAUGAACACGUGCGACCCCUCUUCGCUAAGCCAACAGUGGCUGUUUCAGAGAACCAAUGCCACCGUGUUGGAGCAGUUCAACCUGGGCACCGACUGAUGCCGCCGCCGUCACAGCACGAUAAGAACGAUGGCUGAAUAACGAGCUGUUUGACAAACAGUCGUCGAGGCGUAGCGAGUGAGUGGCCGACAUCCAGAAUCCAAUCACACGACACGAGUUUGUGAGCGGGAAGCAGGUGUUGGUGGAGGGGGAGCCAACAGGCAGACCCCAAAGGUCCCCUGUGGAAACCGAGCCGAAAAUGUGGAACAUUUUAUAGACUCUGGAAAAACCUGCUGUCUCUUUUUAAAUCGUGGAAAACACAGGCAGACUCUUGGAUUUUUGUGGAUAAUUAUGGAACUUCCUUUGUUUGCCUUCAAUUGUUGCCUUCAGACUCUUGACUACGCCCUCUACAUGGUGCAUGGAGCACAACUGCUAGACUGCUCACUCAUUUCUAAGAAAUUGCACAUAUUCUCUUUUCUACCCAAUAAAGAUAUUCUUGUUUAGGCUUUGUGUACUUUUUUACAAUUCCAUUUUUCCUGUAUAGUGACGGAUUUGUCCACGCAUCGUUUUGACCCUUGAAACAAUGAAUUCGACCCAAAAUGAUUUGUUGUCACGGUCACCAGAGAACACAAGCGGUCAUCCUUGUAAGCUAACAUUCGUUACACGUUAUUGCUGUUGUAUUUUUACUAACAACAGUUACACGGAUAAAGAGUUUUGCCUAGCAACAAAAGCUAGCAUGCUGUUUUGCUAGUGAUUUCCGUUGGUCACGGCUACGCAUCGACACCAAAGAGGUCGUGUAUUUUUCGUUCAUGCUCAUGUUUGCCCUUGUGUUAAUGUUUUUUAACAUCUAGGAUUUUUUUUUUCCUUUUUUUUUUUUUUUUUUUAGUUUGUGGAAAUUUAGGAUACGUCUGUGUAGGCUCUCAGUCGUACAGGAGUUGU